Molecule: messenger RNA, 2033 nt
Organism: Gryllus bimaculatus (two-spotted cricket)
Lineage: Eukaryota; Metazoa; Arthropoda; Insecta; Orthoptera; Gryllidae
Source: the annotation of a GenBank genome assembly
AUGUUUCGACUCACCCUUGUCACGGAAUUAAAAUUCCGACCACAAUUCGGCGCGAAAGUGCGAUCUCGCAGCACGGGCAUCAUCAUCAACGACGAGAUGGACGAUUUCUCGGCGCCGAACAUCACGAACGCGUACGGGGUGCCUCCGUCGCCCAACAACUUCAUCGCCGCGGGCAAGCGGCCGCUCUCCUCCAUGUGCCCGGCCAUCGUGGUGGACCCCGCGGGCCACGUGCGCCUGGUGACGGGCGCCGCGGGCGGCACCAAAAUCACCACGGCCACUGCCCUAGCAAUUAUCACCAACCUCUGGUUUAAUACGACUGUGAAGGAGUCUGUAGAUGCCAGGCGACUUCAUCACCAGCUCUUCCCCAUGUCUGUUCAGUACGAGGAAGGCUUCGAUGCGAACGUCAUUCGCAGUCUCCAGUCCUUCGGACACGUGAUGGAGCCAUACGAGGUGGGCAGUUCCUUCGUCUCCACCAUAGCUGUGAAUCGCAGUGCACCAUAUCAGCAGAUUUUCGCCAACAGUGAUUUCCGGCGCCUCGGGGUUGUGGCCGGUUUCUGAACAGCAACAUCCUAGCAUCAAGUUUUUGAGUAAAUGUGUGCCGAUAUGUGUGCGCACGCAUAUGCAUGUACGAGUGUGCAUUUGUAUAAACGUGAGUGCGUGUUUGUAUAAACGUGAGGAGAACCCCGCCACUUCUCACGAUGAACUCAGGGGCCUAGCUAUCAAGGGGAAAUUUUCUUCGACCGUAUUAACAGCUUUAGGAUCCCCGCUGACUUUUCGCCGCCAUUUCACCGCAAAUAUACCGUACGCGAGUAUGUACGCAUGAAUGCACGUGCGUGCGUUCCCCGAGGAACCAAGAAUUUCCAGCUGUGCUGUUUCUACUUCCGAAGGCACAGUUGGUACGAUGUUAUAUACAGUAUUUCGAUGGAGUAGGUAUUUACGUGACUUGCACUAAUUUGUAGUGGAAUCUAGUCGAAUAUGGCGCAUUUACAGGAAACAAGAGACCUUUGAAAAACGCAUACAAAAUUACUUUGUAUAUUAUGUCGAUAUUUGUCAUGGGAAUCCGUUUCUCUCUCCAAAUACAAUGAUAAACAAAAAUGUUUUCCAGAUAACCAAAAUGCAAGAUAUUUUGAAAAAAUUAAAAUAACUUUGUUAGUUCAAGUCAUGAUGAAAUCUGCAUUUCAUCGCUCGUAUUUGUGAUAUUUGUGAUAACAAAACUGUAAAUGAAUAUUACUUAUUGUCAGCACCCUGGACUUAAUUUAUCGCUAUAUGGUUCAAUAAAUCUCUCGUAGAAAUAAAAUAUUUAUCACACCUGCGAACUUCUGAAUCUCUCAUAAAAAAUGGGAUGAAAUUGUGUUUCCAGAUUCCUUUAUGAAUCUGUGAGCCAAGGUAUUUCAGAUUCUUUUAUGUUCAAAAUUUAACAGGUGAUCUCAUUUUGGUUAAGCAUAAUUCAUUUCGCCCUUUUUCCUUCAGAGUAUUUUUUCCUUAUUUCAUUUUUAUCACAUUCCUUCGUUUGUAAGCUACUUCAUUUUCCGGUAUAAUACUACGUAAGCCGUAUCUAUUCUUUAUCGAGUUUCUCUUUUAUAUUUCAGUCACGCGAAGUUAAUGAAACAAAACAAUUCAACGAGGCGCUAAUUUAGAUUGAAAUUUUAAUUUACCCUUCACUAAGGAAAAUAAUCAGUGUCAGUUCUCCUUUCGUGUGCAGUAUGACCUGCAUAGUCAUAUGUACUUGUUAAUUACUAUCUUGUGUCACUGAAACGUUUGACCUAUGCCAUAUGGGAGUUCAAAUGUAUAUAUUUGAGAAUGUCUGUUAGAAAGGAAGAGCAAGACAAGAGAGAAAGUGGGAGAAAAGCAGUUCUGUGAAGAUACCUCAGAUGUAUACAUAGGCACAAUGUGACAGAUUCUAAAUUCGUUUUCUUCAUUAGAAUCGUAAUAUUAUCAUUCUUGAAAAAAUCUGUAUUAAAAUAAUUAAGAAGGCGCUCAGAGCCUUUGCUUCUGUAAAACGAUAUGUAAAUAAAGGGAAAUGAGUGUUUACA